AUGUUGUCACGGUCAACCCAGCGCCUGGCCAGCCAGCUGCGAUCUCGGCCCCUGCGAUCCUUGCCAACCCUUGGCUCACAAGCCCCUGUGAGGGCACAAUCUCGCUGUUUCGUCGCAACUCGACUUUCAAGUUCCAGCUCUACGAAACCUCCUUCACCUACUAAGCCAGCGGCUUCACCGAAAUACCCAAACGCCUCCGUUGCAAUCCUUCUCGCGGGAGCAGCCUCACUAUACCUCGGAUACAACUUCGCGCAACAACCCCCUACACGAUGCGAUGCCCUCGAGAGCACUUCCGUCAAUAGCACAGAUUCCUCUCUUCCUCGAUAUCGCAUCACCGAAGUUCGCAAACAUGAUGCCCAUUCGGACCACCCUUGGGUUAUCCACCGCGACAAAGUCUACGACAUCACCGAGUGGAUAGGGGCGCAUCCCGGUGGUGAUGUUAUCCUUCGCGCUGCGGGCGGCUCCAUCGACCCUUACUGGGACAUCUUUUCCAUACACAAGAACGACUAUGUAUACGAUAUCUUGAAUCAAUACCUAAUUGGCUACGUCGACCCAGCCGAUCUAGUCAAUGGGCGCCCGGCGCAAGAAGCGAUCGAGGAUCCAUUCUCUGAUGAUCCUGUGAGACAUCCAGACUUGGUGACCAUGACGGAGAAGCCCAGAAACGCAGAGACUCCCGCAAAUGCUAUGACAAACGAAUUCCUCACUCCGAACGACCUAUUCUACGUGCGCAACCACAUGUGGGUGCCAAAAGUCGCCGACAAUUCAAAUCAUCACAAUCUCACAAUAGAGCUUCCCGACGGCACUAUAAAAGAGUACACCCUCGGCGAUCUUAAAACUCGGUUCAAGCCUUACAAAGUCACAGCCGCUCUACAGUGUUCCGGCAAUCGCCGUCGUCACAUGAACGACGAAUCAGGCCACAAGACCAACGGUCUUCCUUGGACUACUGGAGCUAUCUCAAAUGCUUGCUGGGAAGGUGUAUUGUUAUCCGAUGUACUGGCAGAUGCAGGCUUUGACUUGCACUCGGGUCUAACAGGGGAAUCUGAGGCCAAGCAUGUUCAGUUCUCAGGCCUAGAAGCUUACGGCGCAUCCAUCCCCCUCAAGAAAGCUAUCGAUCCUCAAGGCGACGUGAUACUCGCUUACGGAAUGAAUGGCCAGGCUCUUCCUCGGGACCAUGGAUUUCCUUUGCGAGCUAUCGUUCCAGGGCACGUCGCUGCGCGAUCUGUAAAAUGGCUGAACCACGUGACUCUUAGUGACGAAGAAAGCACCUCGCAGUGGCAGCGACGUGACUAUAAGUGCUUCGGUCCAAACCAGACACAAGUGGACUGGGAUACAGCACCUGCUAUCCAAGAAUUGCCAGUGCAAAGUGCCAUCACCACUUGCAAGCUUGGCGACUGGACAGUGAAGGAUGGCGACUUCAAGACAUAUACAAAACCAGCUUCAUUGACAGGCUAUGCAUACUCAGGUGGUGGUCGCUCCAUCAUCCGUGUUGACAUAUCCGCCGAUAACGGGAAGACCUGGUCUCAAGCCUCCAUUAUCCCUGACUGCUCCACCAAGGAAGGCGAGCAAUCACCCUGCUUUGGCCACGCAGCCUGGGCCUGGCGAAGAUGGAAGUUCCAAGGCAACGUGCCCUUAGACGCAUUUCAGACGACAGAGUCCGGGAAACGCUGCGCUACGUUCGUUGUCAAGGCUACGGACGAGGCGUACAACACACAGCCAGAGAGUCACGCUGCAACGUGGAAUCUCCGCGGGAAUCUUGCCACCGCGUGGCACCGAGUGAAGAUAUGUGCCGAUAGCCCCAGCGAGACGAGCAAUGAACGUGUAUAG
Fusarium sp. VM40 is the source of this 1824-nucleotide messenger RNA. Lineage: Eukaryota; Fungi; Ascomycota; Sordariomycetes; Hypocreales; Nectriaceae. The record is from the annotation of a GenBank genome assembly.